UCUUACGACAAUAGAAAUCGUGACAAAUAAGUGUGCAAAAUGGCAAAAAUGAUAUGCAUUGACGACAUGGAGAAGUACGCUCUCCAGCACUUGAGUAAAACGACUGCAGAUUACUAUAAGAGCGGCGCUAAUGAAGAACAAACUCUUCGCGAGAAUCGGAGUGCUUUCGAGCGGUUGAGGAUUAGACCGCGAUUUCUAUGCGAUGUGAGUAAUCGUGACUUGAAGACAACUGUGCUGGGUACUACCGUGUCACUACCAAUAUGCGCCUCUCCAUCAGCCAUGCAAAAAAUGGCUCAUCCGAUGGGAGAGUUAGCAACAGCUAAAGCGUGUGAAUCUGUGGGAACUAUAAUGACUUUGAGUACAAUCAGCACCUCAUCGUUGGAAGAGGUGGCAAAUGCCGCUCCAAAUGGUGUCAAA
This is a messenger RNA of Oppiella nova, 417 nucleotides long. The record is from the annotation of a GenBank genome assembly. NCBI's taxonomy places the organism in Eukaryota, Metazoa, Arthropoda, Arachnida, Sarcoptiformes, Oppiidae.